AUGGCGGGACUGGCAGCUGCAGAGGUGAAGGAGAUGGAGACGAAGCGCGAUCUGUCAAUCCUGCAGAGCGGCCGUCCCGUCCCGGGGUGCCGGAACACGCGCGAGCUACUCGAGGCUCACGAGAAGGUCACCGGCGGGAAGCCGUACUUCCGCUUCCCUCCGGAGCCGAAUGGCUUCCUGCACAUUGGCCAUGCCAAGAGCAUGAACCUCAACUUCGGCAGCGCACGCGCGCACGGCGGCAAGUGCUAUCUGCGCUACGACGAUACGAAUCCCGAGUCGGAGGAUCAGGUCUACAUUGAUGCCAUCAUGGAGAUGGUGGACUGGAUGGGGUGGAAACCGGACUGGGUCACCUUCUCCUCCGACUACUUUGACCAGCUGCACGCCUUCGCCGUCCAGCUCAUCAAGGAUGGGAAGGCCUACGUCGAUCACAGCACGCCGGACGAGCUGAAACAGCAGCGAGAGCAGCGCGAGGACAGUCCGUGGCGCAACCGCAGCGUCGAGCAGAAUCUGCUCCUCUUCAAGCACAUGCGCCAGGGCCGCUACGCCGAGGGCGAGGCGACGCUUCGCGUGAAGGCCGAUAUGAAGAGCGACAACCCGAACAUGCGCGACUUCAUUGCGUACCGCGUCAAGUACGUCGAGCACCCGCACAUCAAGGACAAGUGGUGCAUCUACCCAAGCUACGACUUCACCCACUGCCUCAUUGACUCGCUCGAGGACAUUGACUACAGCCUGUGCACGCUGGAGUUCGAGACGCGCCGCGAGAGCUACUUCUGGCUUCUGAGCGAGCUCAACCUGUGGCGUCCGCACGUGUGGGAGUUCAGCCGCCUCAACGUAACGGGCUCGCUGCUCUCGAAGCGUAAGAUCAACGUGCUGGUGCGCAAGGGCAUUGUCCGCGGGUUUGACGACCCCCGUCUGCUCACCCUUGCCGGCAUGCGUCGCCGCGGGUACACUCCGGCCGCCAUCAACCGCUUCUGUGAGCUAGUUGGUAUCACCCGCUCCAUGAAUGUAAUUCAGAUCAGCAUGCUGGAGAACACCCUGCGCGAGGACCUCGACGAGCGCUGCGAGCGCCGGCUGAUGGUGAUUGACCCAAUCAAGGUGGUGGUGGACAACUGGAAGGGUGAGCAGAUCUUCGAGUGUCCGAACCACCCGCGCAAGCCUGAGCUCGGUAGCCGCGCCUUGACAUUUACGGACACCUUCUAUGUCGACCGCAGCGACUUUCACGCAGAGGACAACAACAACAAGUUCUACGGACUCGCCCCCGGCCCACGCGUGGUGGGCCUCAAGUACUCAGGCAACGUCGUGUGUAAGAGCUUCGAGGUGGACGCCAAGGGACAGCCGAUGGUAAUUCAUGUAGACAUCGACUUCGAGCGCGAGGACAAGCCGAAGACAAACAUCUCCUGGGUGAGCGCGACGGCAUGCACGCCGGUGGAGGUGCGCUUGUACAAUGCGCUCCUAAAAGACGACCGUGCCGCCAUUGAUCCCGAGUUUCUCAAGUUCAUCGACGAGAACAGCGAGGUGGUAUCGAACGGGUACGCGGAGAAGGGCGUCGAGAACUUCAAGCACUUCGAGUCGAUCCAGGUGGAACGCUUCGGGUACUUUGUCGUCGACCCUGAUACCACGGCCGACCACCUCGUCAUGAACCGAGUGCUGGGGCUGCGCGAGGAUAAGGGCAAGGCCACCGUUGCCGAGCCGGUGCCUGCGAAGAGGAAGUAG
Molecule: messenger RNA, 1713 nt
Organism: Leishmania mexicana MHOM/GT/2001/U1103
Lineage: Eukaryota; Euglenozoa; Kinetoplastea; Trypanosomatida; Trypanosomatidae
Product: putative glutaminyl-tRNA synthetase
Exons: 1
Coding region: 1-1713 (570 amino acids)
Biological process (GO): translation; glutaminyl-tRNA aminoacylation
Cellular component (GO): cytoplasm; cytosol
Molecular function (GO): glutamine-tRNA ligase activity; ATP binding
Source: RefSeq, a predicted model, not a curated record